CUCGAAAGCGUCGUGGCUGCUCUGUGCUUUGUGCUCUGUGAGAGUGCGACGUAAGCGUAAGCGUGUGAGUGCGUGUGCGUGUUUGUGUGUGCGUCUGUAUUUGUGCGUGAGGGCGCCAAGUUGUUGUGUCUUUAACAACCAGCAGCAACAACAAGCACAGCGACAUUGAACCACCUGCCACAUCGCGCUGCUAUUUUCAGUGCCAGAUAAAAAAAAAAAUUAAAAAAAAACUGAAAUAAAUACACACAAACAAAAUAAGCUGAAACUUCCGGCUAACGAUUUGCAUAUAAAAAACGGUCAAAGAAAGUAAAAAGCGAGCGGAACUGGCGGAAGUUGUGUUUAAACAGCAGCAAAAACAACAGCAACAACAACAAGAACACGAACAGUAAACAGGCAAGAAAAAAACAUUUCGCAAAUCAACACCGCGCGCAGGAAAGUAGGCAACAGUUUUUUGUUGCGCACCAUGGAAAUGGAUGUCAAUCGCCAGACACGCCACAAUGCCAACCUAAUGACCAUAUCCGCCCGCUGUUGUGCCAACAACAAUGCAACAACAGAAACAAUAGCAGCAGCAGCAACAACAGCAACAACAACAACAUCAACUUCGCCUGUAGCAAGCGGCUGCUGCGGCAUCUUGAGUCGCCUGUUUUGCGUGAGCCGCCACAAGGCAACGCAGUCGGUGGCAGGAACCGAGUGCAGCCACAGCGAGUCGCUGUUCAUGCAACGUAAAGCACUGACAACACAGCCGGCAGUGCAGCGACGUCGACGCACGCCACAGGAAAUCUAUUUCGAGAGUCGCGGUAAAUCCUGCAAGAAGCUAUUGAAAUUCAAUGGUAAUUCCAAUAAGAUAUUGCUGUAUCCGGAGGAGGGUUGGGCGCGCACCGCGUCCUCCAGCUACUGGACCAUCACGCCCUGCUGGUGGCAGCCGAAUCGUUGUCGCAUUGUCGAAUGCGCUGGCACGCAACGGCAGGCGACCAAGGCCAGGAUGUUGCCCAUGGAGCAGCAGGGCUCGCUGCUGAUUGCCGGACACUUUCGCAGGCCGUCAAUAACAGCGACAGGCGGUGCUGCAGCAGCGCCAACAACAGCAGCAACAACGGCAGCAACAACAACGGGUGGUGGAAUAACAUCAGCAGGCGGGGCUGCUGCUGGCGCAAAUGGCAGGGCGCAGUCAAAGUCCAAAUCACAGCUGGCAUACAAUGAUGAGUUUAAACUGUAUCUGACAUCAAACAUAUCGAUGGAGGACUACAACAUGGGCUACUGUCUAACUGGCUUCGUCGAGCGCCGCUGCCAGCUGACAAACACCUUUCAAAUGACGCACUUUGCCGUUAUUAAGCGGCAAUGGCCGCCGCCGUCCAAUCUCAGCAGCAGCAGCACAUAGGCAGCACACCGUGAUUCCUCUGUGCUUCUAGCCACUUAGCCCACUUAGUACGUACUACGAUUGUCAGCUGAGUAUUCUGUAUUCUCUAAGCCUAGCCAUUAAGUAGUGCAAUUUGCAAUGCUGUGGCCCACGUGAUAGCAGCAGCAAAAUUAAAAGGCAACACAAAAAGUGUAGCAUACUUUUCAGCGGCCAUUAAAUAAAUAUCAAAAUUGUUGAAACUGCAAACGGUGGGCAAUCUUUUGCCACUUUUUUAUUUUUGUUAAACAAAUUUCUAUGUGUGUAUUAGUGCGUAAUUUGUAACUUUAACUAAAUGCUCUAAACGUGCUUAAUUCGUGUGCUU
Messenger RNA from Drosophila montana, 1715 nucleotides. RefSeq lists its product as uncharacterized. The record is from RefSeq and is a predicted model, not a curated record. NCBI's taxonomy places the organism in Eukaryota, Metazoa, Arthropoda, Insecta, Diptera, Drosophilidae. The transcript is spliced from 2 exons. Bases 464 to 1375 code for a protein of 303 amino acids.